Messenger RNA from Cylicocyclus nassatus, 663 nucleotides. Lineage: Eukaryota; Metazoa; Nematoda; Chromadorea; Rhabditida; Strongylidae. The record is from the annotation of a GenBank genome assembly.
AUGGGUCUGGCUCCGAUGGGACCAAUCACGAAGCUCCUCCCAGCAUGGUUGCAUCGCGACUGGACUCAGACAUCGAAUGAGCUGGUCCAGAUCUAUUCAUCCACACCAUGCGUUCGAACGAUAGCGAAGCAGCCAUUUCUGGCUACCAAUGAGAUCCAUCAAGUAAUGCUCCAGUAUGUGCCAGACUAUUCAGGCCACCGGACCCAUAUUUUAACUGCCGUAGACGUCUCCUCAAAACGUUUGGUGAAUAUAUGGAUGGCCCAUGCUAAGGCAGAACCUCCGAAUAUCUCGAAAACGUAUGACAUGCGCAUUCCUAUCAGCGAGGACACCAUAAUAACCAAGAAACUUCCGAUAUCAAAUCCGUAUAGUAUCCCGAGAACAUUCCGAGUGUCCUCCUCGCGUUCGGACAUUGUCGAAGUAGGCGAGGAAGUGGUGAAUAUCGCUGGACUUGAGUCAACUGCGAUUACUUUGUAUUUCCAUAACGUGGUGCGGAAUCCAGUCAGGCUUGAGGUACUGAUCUUCGUUUUCAAUGGCGAAUCCGGUCAACAGGAAGAAACCAUAAUGCUCAAUGUGACUUAUACAGAUUGAUUUGUGACUAAUAAAGAUUGUCUAAAUUUUUGUACGCAAAAUUGUACAUCGGAUGAACAGUAAUAAAGAUUGCUU